Molecule: messenger RNA, 1443 nt
Organism: Knipowitschia caucasica
Lineage: Eukaryota; Metazoa; Chordata; Actinopteri; Gobiiformes; Gobiidae
Source: the annotation of a GenBank genome assembly
AUGAUGGAUGCUGGUGUCUCCUUAGACCCUCUGCACGCCAGGAGCCAUCUCAACAUCAGCCACAGCAAGAUCCACACCUCCCUCGUGGAUUCGGCGGCAAACAGCACCAGUGUCAGCGCUCACAACAUCCGGAACGCACUGCUGGGGUUCAUGCUGGGGCUUCUGUCUCUCCUCACUAUCGUCAUGAAUCUGCUGGUUUUAUACGCUGUGAAAAGAGAGAAGAGCCUGCACACGGUUGGGAAUCUCUACAUCGUGAGCUUGUCUGUGGCUGAUCUAAUCGUCGGCGCCACCGUCAUGCCGCUGAAUCUUGUAUACCUGCUGGAAGACGAGUGGAAAUUGGGUCGCGCGGUCUGUCAGUUCUGGUUAAUCAUGGACUACGUUGCAAGUACGGCCUCCAUUUUCAGCUUGUUUAUUCUGUGCCUGGAUCGCUACCGCUCCGUGAGACAGCCCCUGAAGUAUCUGAAGUACCGCACAAGAGGCAAAGCGAGCGCCAUGAUCUCCGGAGCCUGGUUGCUCUCAAUGAUGUGGAUCAUUCCCAUUUUAGGCUGGAGAUCUUUCACCCACGUUGAUCUGAAGCCAGAGGACGAGAACCAGUGCGACACAGACUUCCGCUUCGUGACGUGGUUCAAAGUCAUCACCGCUAUCUUUAACUUCUAUGUCCCCUCGAUACUGAUGCUGUGGUUUUAUAUGCACAUUUACAGAGCGGUGAGGCAACAUCUGCGAGACAGAGAAAGGAUUAUUCACCCGACAGACUCCUUUGGGGAAAACGAACCAAACGACGCAACUCCAGAACCUCCUGAAUCACCCAAAAAGGACAAAGACAAGUUGAGAAAAAUCUCCAAAACCCAUCGCUUGCUUGACCAGAACACUUUAGACCAGGCUUAUUCCCUGGAGGAGAUGGACCGGGCCAAAGUCGCCGUGCCCAAAGCAGUGAGUGGGAAUAGAGUACCGGACACUCAGGGGUACAAGAAAGCAAUUUGCAGCCAGUGUGAAAUCCAUCACUCAAAUGCCCCCUGGAAAGAAGAGGACAUUCAAAGCGACAAAACAGGCGAGGAGGGUGAGGCGACGUUAAAGCAGACGUGGCAAAAGUUCAUUGACAAUUCUCGGCAGCGGAUACAGAGUUUGCGUAUUCAUAAAGAGCACAAAGCGGCAAAGCAGCUGGGGUUCAUCAUCGCAGCUUUCCUCUUGUGUUGGAUUCCGUAUUUCAUAGCCUUCAUGGUCCUGGCGUUCUGUAGGGAGUGUGUGCACCAUGACUUACACAUGUUUACCAUAUGGUACAGGGCUAGGAGUGAAGUGAGCCAGCCGGAGCCCGUGGCUGGAGGUGGGUCUUUUAUGUAUACGUCGGACCUAUGCACGGACAGCCAAUUCCACUCCCCAGCAACACCUACAGAGAAUAGCAAACAUAUACAUGGCAACAAGAGGGCAGCCAAGACGGGGCCAUGA